AUGAAGCUUCUGGUCUGCACGUUAUUCCUAGCCGCCUUAGUUCUGGCUGAAGAGGACAAGAAGGACGACAGCAAGACAGUGAAGAGAGGAUUGCACGACCUGGGCUUCGGAGGAGGGAGUUUCGGACACGGAGGAGGAAGUUUCGGACACGGAGGAGAGAGUUUCGGACACGGAGGAGGGAGUUUCGGACACGGUGGAGGUGCCUCUUUCGGAGGACACGACGGCUUCAGUCUAGGAGGUCACUCCUUCGGCGGCGGAAGUUUCGGAGGAGGGGAAUCCCACCACGAGAGUCACGUGAAAGCCAUCACCAUCAACGGAAGCUUUGAAUGCCUCGUUGCCGUCUCUCAUGCAUCAGCUACAACAAAGAGUUUAAGCUGGCAUCCAACCGGGACAGAUAGCGUAAAACAACAGAGCGAGGGAUAA
Molecule: messenger RNA, 423 nt
Organism: Zootermopsis nevadensis
Lineage: Eukaryota; Metazoa; Arthropoda; Insecta; Blattodea; Termopsidae
Source: RefSeq, a predicted model, not a curated record